This is a messenger RNA of Lampris incognitus (smalleye Pacific opah), 2288 nucleotides long. It is a transcript of the gene tubgcp4, whose product is annotated as tubulin, gamma complex associated protein 4. The transcript has 18 exons. NCBI's taxonomy places the organism in Eukaryota, Metazoa, Chordata, Actinopteri, Lampriformes, Lampridae. The coding region runs from base 61 to 2061 and encodes 666 amino acids. Gene Ontology annotation, molecular function: microtubule minus-end binding; gamma-tubulin binding. Gene Ontology annotation, cellular component: equatorial microtubule organizing center; centrosome; spindle pole. Gene Ontology annotation, biological process: mitotic cell cycle; spindle assembly; microtubule nucleation. The record is from RefSeq and is a predicted model, not a curated record.
AUGAAUGAUUUGUUGACCUUUUAUCGUUAUUUAAAGUAAAACCGGAUAACGUCGGUUAAGAUGAUUCACGAACUCUUGCUGGCGUUGAGCGGAUACCCCGGAACUAUUUUCACAUGCAACAAACGGACGGGUUUGCAGGUGUCUCAAGACCUCCCUUUUCUUCAUCCCAGUGAGACCAGUGCCCUCAAUCGCCUCUGCAAGCUGGGGUCAGACUACAUCCGCUUCACAGAAUUUAUAGAACAACACACAGGCCAUGUGCACCAACAAGAGCAUCACACAAACCAGCCCAACCAGGCUAGUCUUAAUGGGAUAUAUCUGCGGGCUUUCUGCACCGGGCUGGACUCUAUGCUACAGCCCUACAGACAGGCCCUACUGGAUCUCGAGCAAGAAUUCCUUGGAGAUCCGCAUCUUUCAAUAUCCCAUGUGAAUUAUAUGCUGGAUCAGUUCCAGCUGCUCUUCCCUUCUGUGAUGGUGGUGGUUGAGACGAUAAGAUCACAGAAGAUCCAUGGUUGUCAAAUCCUGGAGACAGUCUACAAGCACAGCUGUGGAGGACUUCCACCUGUACGCAUUGCCUUGGAGAAGAUUCUGGCUGUGUGUCACGGGGUGAUGUACAAGCAGCUAGCUGCCUGGAUGCUGCAUGGUUUACUGCUGGACCAGAGUGAGGAGUUCUUUGUUAAACAGGGUCCCAGCGCAGGAGGAGCUGCUGUCAGUCAAGAAGAGGAGGAGGAGGACCUGGGAAUAGGCGGUUUGAGUGGUAAACAACUGAGAGAACUGCAGGAUCUGAGAUUAAUUGAGGAGGAGAACAUGCUCGCUCCUUCUCUCCAGCAGUUCUCCUUGCGAACAGAGAUGUUACCUUCUUACAUUCCCAUUCGAGUGGCUGAGAAAAUCCUGUUUGUCGGAGAAUCCGUCCAGAUGUUUGAAAACCACAACCACAGUCCAUCCAGAGCUGGCUCUAUAUUGAAGCAUCAGGAGGACAUGUUUGCUGCUGAGUUACAUAGACUCAAACAGCAGCCCCUUUUCAGCCUGGUGGACUUUGAGAAUCUGAUCGAUGGUAUCAGGAGCACAGUGGCAGAGCAUCUGUGGACAUUGAUGGUGGAGGAGUCGGAUCUGCUGGGACAGCUCAAGAUUAUCAAAGACUUCUACCUGCUGGGCCGUGGAGAGCUGUACCAGGUCUUCAUCGACCACGCGCAGCACAUGCUUAAGAGCCCUCCCACGGCAGUCACAGAGCACGAUGUAAAUGUUGCGUUCCAGCAGGCAGCUCAUAAGGUGCUACUGGAUGAUGACAACCUCCUGCCCCUCCUUCACCUCACCAUAGACUACCAAGGAAAAGACAGCAAAGAGACGAUGGGUGCUAGAGACGGAGCCACUCCACCACAGGACACCUCUCCUCGUGAGGUCCCUCCCACAGGCUGGGCUGCUCUAGGGCUGGCCUACAAGGUCCAGUGGCCUCUGCACAUCCUCUUCACUCCUGCCGUCCUGGAGAAAUACAAUGUGGUGUUCCGGUACCUUCUGAGUGUUCGGCGCGUGCAGUCGGAGCUGCAGCACUGCUGGGCCCUGCAGAUGCAGAGGAAACACCUCAAGUCCAACCAGACAGACGCCGCUAAAUGGAGGCUACGAAACCAUAUGGCUUUCCUAGUCGACAACCUGCAGUAUUACUUACAGGUGGACGUGCUGGAGUCUCAGUUCUCUCAGCUCCUCCAGCAGAUCAACUCCACCAGAGACUUUGAGAGCAUCCGACUUGCCCACGACCAUUUCCUCAGCAACCUGCUGGCCCAGUCCUUCAUCCUGCUCAAACCGGUGUUCCACUGUCUGAAUGAGAUCCUAGAGCUGUGCCACAACUUCUGCUUGCUGGUUAGUCAAAAUGUGGCUCCACUGGAUGAAAGGGGAGCAGCCCAGCUGGACAUCCUGGUCAAGGGCUUCAGUCGCCAGUCCUUCCUGCUUUUCAAGAUCCUGUCGACCGUCAGAAACCAUCAAAUCAACUCUGACCUGGCUCAACUCCUCCUCAGGCUGGACUAUAACAAGUAUUACACCCAGGCCGGAGGCACGCUGGGCAGCUUUUGAAUCGUUGAGACGGAGAACAAAUUUUGAGCAAGUCGCAGCUACACCGCCACUGGAUGGAAAAGCAGAACCACACACUGCCUGUGAAUCCCAUUUUAUGCUUUGUGUUGCCCAAAUCCUUCCGUUGUUUUUGUAAGAUCUGGCUGGUUCCUACACAGAAUCUACUCCUCUUGUAUAAAAUGUAUAUAAUGACGUGUGUGUAGCCUUUUCUAAAAAAUAAACAAGUAAAA